Messenger RNA from Argiope bruennichi, 5053 nucleotides. RefSeq names its product rho guanine nucleotide exchange factor 7-like (gene RtGEF). The transcript has 18 exons. Gene Ontology annotation, molecular function: protein binding; guanyl-nucleotide exchange factor activity. NCBI's taxonomy places the organism in Eukaryota, Metazoa, Arthropoda, Arachnida, Araneae, Araneidae. The coding region runs from base 246 to 2099 and encodes 617 amino acids. The record is from RefSeq and is a predicted model, not a curated record.
UUUGCAAUGUUUUGUUGAUUAUUGAUGAGAAUUUUAAUGAAUAUUGACAGUUGUUUUUGGCACGAAUUCGGUGCAUGUUGUUUAAGUUAGAGAAAGUAUGCUGGAUGAUUGCUUAUUAUGUAAACUUUUUAUAUUUUUGCCUCAAAAUAUUAGUCUAGAUUUCUUUAAAUGCCAAAUCAAAUUCUGCUUUGACAAUUAAGAAAACCUUCCAGAAAAGCUAUGUUGACUAUUUUUAAAUUUCAAGAAUGAUAACUGAUUCACCAGUUCAUUUGGUUAAAGCUGUUUACAACUAUAAAGCAAGUAAUAAUGAUGAGCUUUGUUUAAAGAAAGGUGAUGUAAUCACUGUGACCCAAGCCCUUGAAGGUGGCUGGUGGGAGGGCACCUUGAAUGGGGUCACAGGAUGGUUCCCUAGCAACUAUGUAAAGGAGCUCAAAACAGAAACUCUGAAGCCUGAAAGAAACAAUGCCCAGCCAUCUUCUGAAGUGCCUUUGUCUCCAAAUUUAAAUGAUGUUAAAAUGUAUCGUGGAAUUGUCUUUCAAGAUAUUGUUGAUACUGAAAACAAUCAUUUAUCUGAAUUACAGACUUUAAUUUCCAACUACCUUAUUCCUUUGAAAGAAUCUAAUAUAUUAAAUGAUAUGGAAUAUUCCUAUUUAGUAAAUAAUCUGGAAGAAGUAUGUAAUUCUAGUAGAGUUUUGCUUCGAAUGUUAGAAGAUGUAAAAGGUUUCCCUUCUGAAGCACAAAGAAUUGGAGGGGAAUUUAUGCGAGUGUCUGUAUAUAUGAAAAAUAUUCAUCUAAAUUAUUCUUCCGGCCAUCCUAAAGCAGCAGCUGUAAUAGAAAAGCACAAAGAUUCUCUGGGUAAAUUCAUGGAGGACCACGGUGCCAAUCCUCCUGGAAUUCUUACUCUCACUACUGGUUUAAGUAAACCUUUCAGAAGAUUAGAAAAGUAUCCUGCUUUGCUUUUAGAACUUCUUAGGCAUACUCCUGAACACCAUGUUGAUCGUGGUGACACUCAACGAGCUGCUUCUUUAUAUCGUGAUAUUGCAAAUACUUGUGCAACUAUUAGAAAGCAAAAAGAAAUGGAACUGGAAAUUAUGGCAGGAAACAUAAAAGGCUGGGAAGGCGAACCAAUACAUACGCUUGGAAAUAUUCUUCACUUAGGAUCUGUAGUGAUUUUAUCUGAUGACCAGCAAAGGAGUAGUCGUUUUUUAGUUGCUUUUCCUGAAACAUUAGUCAUUCUUAGUGCAAAAUUAGGUUCCUUUACAUAUGAGGGAAGAUUGCCAAUGUCUGGCCUCAUAGUUAGAAAAAUGGAUUCUUCUGAAGGGCAUCCAUUUUCUUUUGAAAUUUCUAGUAAUCUCAUCCAACGAUUCACAGUUAUCUGCAGUUCUGCGGAUAGUCUCAAUCAAUGGCUAAACAUAUUCCCUAGCAGUGCCAUUCGGAAUUCAACUGCUAGCCCUCGGCAUGCAACUUUGCCUCGCUCAAGUCCAUCCCAUUCGUCUCAGAUGCGGACAUCCAUUUCUCCGGUCAAUUCUUUACAAGCUCUGCCCACAGGACAAACACAUUCAUCCAGAAGUACCUCACCUGAGGACAAACCAAAUAAUCGCAUUGCUGCUGCAGCACGACAAGUGACAAAGAAAGUGUGGCCCAACUGGAACUUACGACCCCAUCCCCCAAUGAGAGCAAGCUUGACCACCCAAAAUGAAGUUAAGCUUAGGAGGAGUAACAGUUAUAAGAAGGACAAAGACCAUGAAUCAGAUGGAGAUCUCCCUGUGCGUCAAACACUAGAUGUUUUAAAUUCAUUUGACAGGUUAAGAAAUACUAUGCCUUCUGCAACUGCAAGUGCUCCUCCCAGGCUUAACUUUGAAGAAGAUAAAAUUUUCAUUGAUGGUCUAGAGGAUGAUGAUGGAACAGAACCAAAGGAAAAGACUCUUGUUGAUACAGUGUACAUGUUGAAAGAUCAGAUUUUGGAAUUAAAAGAGGAAGUCUCCUCUCUAAACAAAGCUCUUUCAGAAGAAAUCAAGGCAAGGAAAAGGUUGGAAAGUCUAGUUAGGGCACAUCUUCCAAUGCAAGAAAAUCAUAUUUUACCUAGUCUAGAUGGAUAAUAUAUUUAAAAUAGAUUCUCUAGUUUAUCUUACAUUUUAAAGCAAGGAUGCUCAGGGAACAAUAGUAUAAAAAUAUAUUGGUGAAAUAUUUCUCGGAAUAUUACUGUGAUUCAUUCAUUAUCUAGUAUUUUUGAUCUAGUGAAUACAUCUAACAACAUUUAAAAUGAAAAAAAAAAAAAAAAAUAUUUCUACCCUUACUGUAUGAUUUAAUGUAAGUUAUGAUGAGCACUUUUUGCUGCUGUUGUGGAUGUGUUCAGAUAAUAUAUGAGUGUUCUUGUUCUGUAUGAUCAUGUUGUAAAAGUUGCUGAUGAAUGUAUUUUAUGAAAUCAUAAAUUUUAAUCAACCAAUUUUUAAUGAUAUAUUCUUCCUAUGGCAUAUUACACUGUAUAGUUCAGUGCAUAGUGUGAAUUAUCAUCUUCCAAUAUAGCUGUUGAAUUUAGAUGUUUUGUAUAUAAUUGUGUGUUAAAAAGAUUCUAUAGUUAUUAUUCCUAACCAUGGUCAUGACAGUGUUUUGUGUUUAAAUAUUCAGUUAAUAUAAUGCCAUUGAAAUACUACUGUAAUAAUUACUACACACUGAUAUAGUUUCUAUAUAUGCAAUCUGUCCAUUUAAACAAUUGUUCUAGACAUUGCAUCAGUAAAGUAAAGAUUUUUAUUAAUAUAUUUGUCUGCAAUUUUUAAAAUUAUUUAUAGUGUUUAUAAUAUUUGAUGAUUAUGAUCUUCACUUGCCAUUUUUUCUGCAGUGUCGUUAUAUGACAAAUAUGUUGUAUUACAUUUAAAUGCAAUCUUCUCUUAACAGUUAUUUCAUUGCUUUUAACAUCGAUUUAGAAACAUUUUUUCAAGAUACAUUGUACGCCCAAUACUUUAUUUAUAAUUAAAUGAAAAUAAAUUUAUUAAAAUGUGUGCUUCACAUUCACAUAAUUAGAUAAUAUAAUAAAUAUUAAAAUUAACAAAUAAAUGUAGCUUAUAAAUGUAAGCUCUUCUUUUAUAAAGUUGUUUAAAUUUUUUAAAUAGCAGUUUAUAAAAAAUAUUAUUGACUUUAUAUGAAAUAAAAUGUAUGAACAAAAUCUUUUUUAUGCGACAAAAUCAAAUUUUAAUUGCAAAUUUAUUUUUAUUUAUAAGUGCAAUAUUUUUCAAAUGUUAUUUUUGUUCACAUUGUUAAUAAAUAAUUACUUAUUAAUAACUGGAUUGUAAAUUGCAAGGGACUGUAUAUUUUUAAAAAUAUUUGUCACUAAUUGAUAAUGUAAUGACCAUUAUAGAAAAUUAUAAAAAUGAUAUGGUUUUUUAAGUAAAUACCCAAAUUUUUAUCAGCUUAGAAACUCUUAAGAGUUAUUGUAAUUCUUAAAGAUAGAGAUUUAUAUAAUUAAAUAAUGAAGUUUUACCAUCAAAUUUUCAUUUUCAAAGUCAGCAUGUUUAUAAAAUUAUAAAAUAAACUAUGGAAUAUCUGCAGAUUAAUAUUAAAAAAAAAAAAUGUGACCAUGCAAAAGAAUUGCUAAAAAUUUCUUUGUGUAACUAAAUAGUUUUCAGAAAUAAUACUUAUUAGCAUCAAAUAGAUAAUUGAUUAUUUUUAUGUAGGAAUUUAACACAUUUAAGUGAAAAUUUAUUUCGUUAUCAUUCACAUUUAUAAUUAAUAAAAUAGAAUUAAUACAACUCUGUUUGUGUUUCUGUAAUAUGCAAACUUAAAAUAUAAGCUGAGCUUCUUUGUAACUAAACAAAUAAGUUUAUAGCUCAUUUUAUAACAAAGUUGCCAGCUCCAAUUCAUUUAAAGGACUCAUUGUCUCAAUAUAGAGUAAACUUUUACUGAGUAUUUACUUGUAAAAAAAGAGAGAGAAAGUGUUGUAAUUCUCUCUGUAUAUUAUUAUCUUUGUUUUCAGUUAACUUAAUGUAGCAUCAGUUGCAAAUGAUUUUGGUUAAGUUGUAGCCUAUUAAUAUGUUAUGUAAAUUAUGUUUUCCUGUCAAAUUUAGUUUUUACAAAAUGGCAUGCCAAAUAUAUAUAUGUAUUUUUUUAAGUGAAGUGGAAAGUGAAGAAUUGUUCUGAUACUAAAAUACAACCAUGUAUCUAACAAAGAAUAAAGAAGCAUGAUAUAAAAUAUUUUGAUGGUGAACUUUUAACCAAAAUCAUUUGCAACUGAUGCUAUGCUAAAUAAUGUAAUCAAUAUUUUUUUUAUCAAAACAAAACAUAUAGAAAUGCUUUUAAAAAAAUCAUCUGUGACUCAUAUAUUAUAUAUAAAGGGAGAGAAACAGAGAGGCAACAAAGUUUCUAUAUCAAAUUUUGAUAGUAAACUUUGUCUAGAAGAAUUCUUUAAAUCAACAAACAGAAUUGGUAUUUUUCAGUGGCAUUAUAGAACAUUCAUAUUAUUUAGAUUUAAAAAUUGUGUUUUAUUAUUAUUAUUAUUAUUUAUCUUGAAUUACAAAUAUAACUUGGAAAUGUAUAAAUUUAUCUUCUAAGCAGAAUUUCUUAACCAAGCAAAUAAAGUAAUUUUUUUGAAAAAAGUUAAAAAUUAGUGAAUAUUAUUAAUAUUUAAUUAGAUUAAAUUAAAGAUUUUAGUAAUUUUAAUAAUAAUAUUGAUUUCAGUUUAUUUAAUUUUUUGAAGUCAAAUUGAAUAUUUUUAAUGAAUAUUUUAUUUUUGAAAUUAGAGCUAACCUUGAUUACAAUUUUUAUAAUCACUUCAAGUAUUGUCAUAUUUUAGAAAGCUACAUUAUGAACAAAAUAUUUCAGUAUGUUAUUUAUUACUAGUUUUAAAAAUGCCUUUUAAUAAAAUCUAAAACAAAAUACAUAAGCUGUCAUAGUUCCCCUUUCCAAGGAAUAUCCCUUGGGAAUAUUAUGUUGUAUUUGUCUGAGCUCUAAGUGACUGUAUUCAGUUUAUUCUAAUAAAGGAAAAUUUCCUCAUAAGUGAAAUAAGGAAAUUUUUAGGAAAGCACGGGGAAGACUAGAAAAUUAGAAUUUUUUUUAAAAA